Molecule: messenger RNA, 1508 nt
Organism: Aphis gossypii (cotton aphid)
Lineage: Eukaryota; Metazoa; Arthropoda; Insecta; Hemiptera; Aphididae
Product: 18S rRNA aminocarboxypropyltransferase
Exons: 5
Coding region: 695-1435 (246 amino acids)
Biological process (GO): maturation of SSU-rRNA
Molecular function (GO): rRNA small subunit aminocarboxypropyltransferase activity
Source: RefSeq, a predicted model, not a curated record
AUAUUACACAACAUAGGUAAUUAUUAUUAUUAUUGGUUAAGCCAGUUAUAGUUUGAAAUCAGAAAAAAAAUUGAAGUACAAAAAAUCCAAUGUAAGUAUCUACCUACUAUUUUAUUGAAUUGGAAUAGCUAUUCAAAAAUAAAAAUAGGUAUUUAUAAUAUGAUUUGAAUUCCAGCAUUUUAGCAUUUACAACCUUAGAAGAAGAUACUAUUAUUUUUAACUCUGACAAAAAAAAUAUGAUUAGGUAUCAGCAUGAACUAAGAUAUAUAUAUCUUAGUUCAUGGGUAUCAGUUAUUUUGUGCUUUUAUCACAAACUACUCAAUAUAAUAUAUUAUGAUAAAAAUAAUAAUACUGAAUUAUGAAUAUAAACAUUGAGUAGGAAACUAGGAAAGAACUAAGCCAUUAAAUAUAAAUUUACUCUUUAACUUUUAAGCAAGAUUUAAGAGUUUAAGUCUUAAACUUAGUUUAGUCUUAUUUAAGAUUUAAGAUUAAAUAUUAGUGAGUAUAAAUAAGGUUUAUAAUAUAAAUUGAACAUUUAAUAGAAGUAUAUUAUAUUAUUCAUGAUUUUAUUAGUUUGGUAUUCAUUAUAUUAAUAUAAUUAUUUAAAAUAAUACAAAGCAAAAACUGUAAAAAAUUUUUAUUUUUUUCUUAUACCGACAAAACUAUUUUUGAAGUUUGAUAGUUUUAUCACAUCAUGGCUAGUCCGGCCAGUGACAAUGAAGAGAUAUGUCAAAAUAUGUCAGAAGUAAAAAUUAAUGAAGAGGAUGAGGAUUCUGAAGACAAUAGUAGUGAUACUAGUGAAGAUUCUGUAGAAAUUGAAGUACCUUUUAAAGUUGGUAUGUGGGAUUUAAAACAGUGUGAUCCAAAACGAUGUACUGGAAGAAAAUUAAUGAGACUAGAAAUGAUUGACAAACUUGGGAUGUCUGCUAGGUUUAAUGGUAUCGUUCUAACACCUGUUGCUACUGAAAGUGUUUCAGCUAAGGACAAUCAAAUUAUAGCUGAAUAUGGUGUAGCUGUUGUGGAUUGUUCUUGGGCGCGACUUAAUGAUACUCCAUUUCACAAGUUGCAACACAGAAAAGCCAAAAAAAACUUACGAUUAUUGCCAUAUCUGGUUGCUGCUAAUCCAGUUAACUAUGGACAUCCUAGUAAACUUUCUUGUGUAGAAGCGUUAGCUGCUGCCAUGUACAUUGCUGGUUUCAAGGAAAUUGGUGAUUUAUAUAUGUCCAAAUUUAAUUGGGGUCCAACAUUUACGCGCCUUAAUCAAGAAUUAUUAGAUAGCUAUGCUGAGUGUAAAGAUGGAAAAGAAAUUGUUGCUUUUCAAAAUCAAUACUUAGAUCAACUGGAUUAUGAUUGCCAGCGAGACCGUAAUUUUCCAGAAUCAAGUAGUGACUCCUCUAGUGACAAUGAUGUAGAUACAACUGUACCAAAUCAAUGACACAAUUAAUACUAUUUGUAAAAUUGUUAUUAUGUCUUUGAAUAUUUUCUUUAAUAAAGAAAGAUCAAAAUAC